CUCUCUCGCUCUCUCUCUCUCUCUCAUCCUGCGUAUCUUACCGACGCCUGUCCCAGUCCCAGUCCCGUGAGCUCAUCACCGGAGCCGAGCGGAAGAAAACUCCGAUAUCCCACAAUCAGGAAAUACCGCUCAAACUCACCACAGCUGCCGCUUUGUGCAGCCACUUUCACCGAGUAGAAAACAUUUUUUGUUUGUGGAGGAGAGAUGCGGGUGGUAAACAGUCUGGCCGAACCGCGAACCCAGUAACGGAGCUGAAAGCCGCGGAGGGAACCGGAGAAGCGCUACACGACGCGUCCGUCAUCAUCACGGCCCGCUGUUCCGGUGGAGCGACUGACGUGAGUCUCCGGUACCGUGUGUGUGGAGCUGCUGGAGCAGGGUUUGGUGGCACAUUUGUACCCAGAAUAUGCUGGAGUGGGUGAGUGAAGUGUUCUGGCAGGAGCGUCUGUGGUUCCCGGAGGGUUUGGGAUGGGCUGAUCUGGAGGACCGUGAUGGGCGAGUCUACGCGAAGGCACGGGAUUUGUGGGUGGCACUGCCAAUCGCCGUCCUGUUUCUAGUAAUUCGACAGGUCUUUGAGAGAUAUGUUGCUACACCGCUAGCCUCUCUGCUGGGCUUGAAGGAAACAGUCAGACGGCGAGUUACACACAACCUCACACUGGAGUCCUACUAUUGCAACACAACUAAACACCCCACACAGAGUUCAGUAGAGAAACUGUGCAAGCAGACGGGAUGGACCGAGCGACAGGUCCAGCGCUGGUUCAGGCGGCGCAGGAAUCAAGACAGACCCAACCUUCUCAAGAAGUUUCGUGAGGCCAGCUGGAGAUUCGCCUUUUAUCUUCUCGCCUUCAUCGGUGGUCUUGCUGCACUAAUAGAUAAGCCCUGGUUGUAUGAUCUCGAGGAGAUGUGGAAAGGCUUCCCCACUCUGACUCUCCUGUCGUCUCAGUACUGGUACUACAUGCUGGAGCUGGGUUUCUACACCUCUCUUCUCUUCAGCCUGGCGUCUGAUGUCAAGCGUAAAGACUUCAAAGAGCAGGUCAUUCAUCACGUGGCCACCAUCAUGUUGAUCAGCUUCUCCUGGUGUGUUAAUUACAUCAGAGCGGGAACGCUCAUCAUGUUCAUGCAUGAUUCAGCCGACUAUCUGCUCGAGUCAGCUAAGAUGUUUAACUACGCCCGAUGGAAGAACGCAUGCAACUACAUCUUCAUCCUGUUUGCUGCGAUCUUCAUCGUCACUCGCCUCAUCAUCUUCCCUUUCCGGAUCAUGUAUUGCACAUGGGUGUAUCCCGUGACCCUGUACCCUCCGUUCUUCGGAUAUUACUUCUUUAACGGGCUGCUGAUGGUUCUGCUGUGUCUGCACAUCUUCUGGGCCGCGCUGAUCAUACGCUUGGCCUUCCGCUUCUUGAGCAGUAACUCGUCGGUAGAAGACGAGAGGUCCGAUCGAGAGGAGACGGACGAGUCAGAGGAGGAAGAACAGAUGAGAAACGGAGAGAUAAAGAAAAAUGGACCCAUUCAGAACGGCCACGCUACAUAUAACAACAACCACUCUAAAACAGAGUGACGUCCCGAGAGAAACCCAAAGAGAUUCUUCCUCUCCUGAAGCAGAGCAGAGACGAACACACACACAUACAGUAACAGUCAUCACACGAACACCUCUAUCUGGAGGGACGAACAGAGAGCAGUGCUGCCUCUAUUGACAUAAGCUUACAGGAGCAGAUCACCUAGAAAUCUACAUCAUUUACUGAUGCCUCUCCAAACCUCGGUGAGACUGAACUUUCAACCUGCUCUUCCCCAUACAAUGAAAAUCAAUGGUGACCACGACGGUCAAGCCAGAUUUGCUGUCUGUUCCUCACACAGAUCAGUGCUUGUCUCAUAUUGCUGCAUUUUUUAUGCUGCGUCUUUGUGCUUUCUAGAGCUUGAAAUCCUUUAAUUUCAUUGUAUGGUAGACAGCUAUGGAAGCCAAUGGAAUACAUGAAUAAAAGGUAAUUGUGACAUUGUAUCUCACAAUUCAGACUUUGUUUCUCGCAAUUCUGAGAAAAACAGAAUUCCAAAAUAUAAAACUCAGAAUUCCACGCAAUUCCAGAGUUUAUGUCCCAUAAUUCUGAGUUUACAUCUCGCAAUAAUUAUGGGAUGUAAACUCAGAAUUGCAAGAAAAAAGUCAGAAUUAUGAGAUAAAAAGUCGCAGUUACAUUUUUUUUGUGUAUUUUUACAUUCCCUGGCGGAAUCAGGCUUCCAUAGAGAGCAGCUCUGACAUUAUGCGAAACUCUAAGGAAAAAAGUCAUAUGCGUAAAUGAUGACAGAAUUAUUUUAGGUGACCUGUGCCUUUUAAAAGUGCCUUCCUUUGCCAUUGUUUGCUCUUUUUCAUGCCUUGUUUUUAGUUUUUAAUUUAAGAAACUGCAGAAACUCUUUCCACAGAGUAUAACCAUUCAUCAAUAAUACCGAACACAUGUGAGUACCAAGUACAUCAGUUUGGUCUUAAAGUGCGGUCACAAUUCACUGGCAAAAAAGUUCAUAGUCUAUUGUCAGUAGUGUAGCGAUGUAUGAAGAACAUCUCGCACAGAAGUCACUUCCAAACCAAACAGAUUACGCGAGAUGGUCAAGCGCAUUCAAUGCAUUUUCACUCAUGGAAUAAAAAAAUCAUGGCGGCUGGCAGUAAAUAAUGCAUUUCUGCAAUGGCAUUGGUUACUAGAAAAGUUUUGUUUUGUAUGAUGCUGCAUCCCUGACUCUGAAGUGUCAGGACGAUCAGACAGAGCACCAAAGAAGUCACUGAGUGCAUCUUAUAAUAUGGCCGAAUGUUACUAACUUUCUAACGCAAAGGAAAAAACAUGCACUUCACUGCCAGUUCUCCUUCCAUUCAGUUUAUGAAUAUGAUAUUUAACCCAUAUUUUACUCUAAAGCUCCUAACUAUGAACGACACGUAUUGGCCAGUUGUAGCUCGGUCAUUUUCACACCGAUUCUAAAUAUAUGAACACCUUGCUUUCUUCCGUCUCGAGCAGCUGAGAUGAAUUCGGCUCUUCUCAUUUCUCUGAGGUGCAGGUUUUUCUCUCUCAAAGCGGCCAGUGCUGUCUACAUUCAUGAUUCAAUCCCACAGCUGCUUCAUCUGAAUCCACUCGUUCACAUCGCAUUUCUGUGUCCUGCUCGGAUUUCAUCAUUCCUCCCAUGGUCCUUCGUCAACUUCCCAUCAUUCUCUUCUGUACAUUCAGAUGCAGUCCACUCAGUUACAGUGUUAUCUUUAUUUUGUAUUUUCCUGUGUUUUGUAAUAUGAUAUUAUGGAGGAUGUUAACAAUAAAAUACUGAAUGUGAGUCACA
This is a messenger RNA of Sinocyclocheilus anshuiensis, 3300 nucleotides long. Its product is annotated as ceramide synthase 2-like. The transcript has 11 exons. The coding region runs from base 404 to 1552 and encodes 382 amino acids. Gene Ontology annotation, cellular component: membrane. NCBI's taxonomy places the organism in Eukaryota, Metazoa, Chordata, Actinopteri, Cypriniformes, Cyprinidae. Gene Ontology annotation, biological process: ceramide biosynthetic process. The record is from RefSeq and is a predicted model, not a curated record. Gene Ontology annotation, molecular function: DNA binding; sphingosine N-acyltransferase activity.